GGCGCGGGAGCCCGAAACCUAGAACACUGAAGAUGUUGCCAUAAACGAAAAAAGUUAAAAAUUUCGCGGGUUAAAAUCGAAUUUUUGGAGAAGUGUGAUUUUUCCUUUUGGGAAUUCUGCCGGGAAAGUAUAUGAAAUCUGAAAUGCUUGCCGCCAAAACCCUCAAAUACAAGAUCCCCCUCGUCGCCCCCUUUUCUCUCUGCAACUUCUCCAUCCCAAGAGAGAGAGAGAGAGAGAGAGAGAGAGAGAGGGAGGAAAAGAGUGAAAGAGAUUCUGGGUGUUGAGUGAGAAUGGCGAAAUGGGUGAGCGCAGAUGCUAUAGACACUAUACUGGCGAACCCAUCUCCAGAUUCCCCAUCUGGGUUACCAGAAAUUGUGGUCCAAGUGCUCGAUCUUCAGCCCAAAGGGAACCGAUUCAUGUUUAGUGCUAGUGAUGGGAAGAAGAAACUGAGGGCAGUUCUCCAAGCCAGUUUUUCUUCAGAGGUUUAUUCUGGAAAAAUUCAGAGCUUGGGUCUUAUUCGCAUUCUUGAUUACACCCUCAAUGACAUUCCAAAUCUCUCUGAAAAAUAUCUAAUUGUAACAAAGUGUGAGGAGGUUUCUCCUGCACUGGAAAUGGAGAUCAAGGCUGAGGUAAAAAGUGAAGAAAAUGGUAUUGUAUUGAAGCCAAAGCAAGAGAUGGAUAUUAAAAGUGAAGUAAAAGGAGAAGCCCCUGGUAUCAUGUUGAAGCCAAAGCAAGAAAUUGUUGCCAAAUCAGCAGCUCAGAUAGUUCACGAACAGCGUGGAAAUAUGGCUCCAUCUGCACGACUGGCCAUGACACGGAGAGUUCACCCCCUUGUUUCCUUGAAUCCUUAUCAAGGCAACUGGACAAUAAAGGUUCGGGUAACGAGCAAAGGGAACAUGCGUUCCUAUAGAAAUGCUAGAGGAGAAGGCUGUGUCUUCAAUGUGGAGUUAACAGAUGAAGAUGGUACUCAAAUACAGGCAACAAUGUUUAAUGAAGCUGCAAAAAAGUUUUUUGAGAAGUUUCAAUUGGGAAGGGUUUAUUAUGUAUCAAGAGGAACUCUAAAAGUUGCUAACAAGCAGUUUAAGAUCGUGCAGAAUGAUUAUGAGAUGACCUUAAAUGAGAAUUCUGAGGUUGAGGAGGCUGCCAAUGAGGAAACUUUUAUUCCUGAAGCCAAAUUCAACUUUGUCCAAAUUGAUCAGUUGGGUCCAUAUGUCAAUGGAAAGGAGUUUGUAGACAUCAUUGGGGUUGUCCAAAAUGUGUCUCCUACAAUGAGUAUUAGAAGAAAGAGCAACAAUGAUACUGUACCAAAACGUGACAUAACUAUUGCAGAUGAAACGAAGAAAACUGUUGUGGUGUCUUUGUGGAAUGAUCUUGCAACUAAUGUAGGGCAGGAAUUGCUAGACAUUGCUGAUAAAUCUCCCAUAGUUGCCAUUAAAUCCCUCAAAGUUGGAGAUUUUCAAGGUGUGUCUUUGUCAACCCUGAGCAGAAGUACAUUAUUUGUAAAUCCUGAAAUACCUGAAUCAAACAAACUGAGAUCCUGGUAUGAUUCUGAAGGCAAGGACACAUCAAUGGCUUCUGUUGGCCAGGGUAUGAGCCCUUCUUCCAAUGCUGGAAUUAGAUCCAUGUACUCUGAUCGAGUCUCCCUUAAUCAUAUUACCAGUAAUCCAUCCUUGGGCGAGGACAAGCCUGCAUUUUUCAGUGUAUUUGGGUUUGUAAGCUUCAUCAAACCUGAUCAGACUAUGUGGUAUCGGGCUUGCAAGACAUGCAAUAAGAAGGUUACAGAAGCUAUUGGGUCUGGGUAUUGGUGUGAAGGAUGCCAGAGGAAUGAUGAAGAGUCUUGUUUAAGAUAUAUAAUGGUGGUUAAGGUUUCUGAUGCAAGUGGUGAAGCUUGGUUUUCUGUGUUCAAUGAUCAAGCAGAACAAAUAAUUGGGUGCUCUGCUGAUGAACUUGAUAAGCUAAGAUCACAGGAGGGAGAAGAGAAUUCAUACCAACUGAAAUUGAAGGAAGCUAAAUGGGCCCUUCUUCUAUUCCGGGUGGGUGUAGCACAACGUGAGUACAUGAGUGAGAAGAGGCAGAGGAUAACAGUCAAAUCCAUAGCUUCAGUUGAUUAUGCAGCUGAAUCUAAGUUUUUGCUGCAAGAAAUAGCAAAGAUGAAAGCCUCCUAAUAGAUAGUUUUGCUGUACCUUCUGUUUUAAACAAAAGAUGUUUUUGGGCCCAUAUACCUUCAAUUGCCUCCAGAGCUUAAUCUAUAAAUUCUUUGGUCAUAGGAGCUUAAGUCUUAUCUGCAGUGUGAAUAUUGGUUUCUCACACCAUUGUAGUACUUUUUGGGACAAAUUGACGUUCUUGUUUUUAGAGGCAGCACCUGAAGCUCUUUCUUUGUCUUCAAAUUCCUAUUCCUCAACCCAACAAGCGGAUGCAGAACUUGAAGAGAAGCACUGAUUAUAUGGGCUUCAUUCUUAAGUUGGUCACUGCUUCGCUUGUAAAGUUGUAGCAGUCAAAUACCAUGCAUUGCCAAAGAAAUCAGUUGAUAAUUGAUUGCUUAAAGGGCAUUAUAUAUUAUAUUAUAUUAGCAGAUGCUCUGGUUU
Messenger RNA from Malania oleifera, 2585 nucleotides. RefSeq names its product replication protein A 70 kDa DNA-binding subunit B. NCBI's taxonomy places the organism in Eukaryota, Viridiplantae, Streptophyta, Magnoliopsida, Santalales, Ximeniaceae. The transcript has 12 exons. Bases 291 to 2165 code for a protein of 624 amino acids. Gene Ontology annotation, molecular function: single-stranded telomeric DNA binding; damaged DNA binding. Gene Ontology annotation, cellular component: nucleus; DNA replication factor A complex. Gene Ontology annotation, biological process: DNA replication; telomere maintenance via telomerase; nucleotide-excision repair. The record is from RefSeq and is a predicted model, not a curated record.